Molecule: messenger RNA, 1047 nt
Organism: Paraglomus brasilianum
Lineage: Eukaryota; Fungi; Glomeromycota; Glomeromycetes; Paraglomerales; Paraglomeraceae
Source: the annotation of a GenBank genome assembly
GACUAUGGACAAAUUGCGCAAAGGCCUUUACGACUACCCCCUAGUUUCGGAAAAAAUCAGCAUAUACCCAUCGAUGGGGAUGUCAAAGAACAACUGAAAAAGGUUCUGCUUCAUUUUGAUGCACCAAUACAAUAUGCACUGGCCUACGGAAGCGGUGUUUUUCCUCAGAAGGGUUAUGAUUCCAAGUCAAAGCCGAUGAUAGAUUUUAUUUUUGGCGUCAACUAUACUCAGCACUGGCACUCCCUCAACCGGAAUCAACAUAGGGAUCACUAUUCCCUUGUGGGAUCGCUGGGAAGUCGUGCAUUGGCCUCUAUCCAAGAAAACUUUGGUGCGGGGAUAUACUUUAAUCCAUUUAUUGAAAUAGACGGAAUGACAAUCAAGUAUGGCGUAGUAUCCAUUGACACUAUUUGUAAAGAUCUUUUAGAUUGGGAAACUCUAUACGUGGCUGGCCGUAUGCAUAAACCGGUUAAAAUACUGAGAGAUGAUGCCAGAGUACGUUUAGCUAAUCAAGUCAACUUGGCUAAUGCCUUGAGGACUGCCUUACUCUUGCUACCCAAAGAGUUUUCUGAGAAGCAACUGUAUUUGGCAAUAUCCGGUGAUUUUCGAUCAGUUGUCGGUGAAAAUCCAAAAAAGCUGGAAAACAUUGUCAGCGACCAAAUGCACCAUUUCCGGUUGUUAUAUGGCGGGCUAAUAGACGGUAUGCCCAAUGUUGGAUUUGUUAGGUAUCACAAAUUACAGCAAGAUGACAGCAUACGUGCUCGAUCCCAAUUGAUACAGAACUUGCCAAGAGCUUUGCGAGCGAAACUCAAAGAAGAGCACAGGAUGGCUUUAGUGAAGAAGGGCCAAGCGUUGCCAUCAGAUAACUCUGAAUUGUAUAGAAGCAUAGCAGCUGCUCCAGAGUAUCGGCAAUAUAUCGUGACAGCUCUCAAAGAGACUGUACGUAGACCAGCGAUUACACAAAGCGUCAAAGGUAUAUUAACCGCCGGGUUAUCAAAAAGUAUCCGGUAUACAAGUAGAAAAUUGGGUAAAUGGAUAAAGGCCAAGUAA